Mesocestoides corti is the source of this 3384-nucleotide messenger RNA. The record is from the annotation of a GenBank genome assembly. NCBI's taxonomy places the organism in Eukaryota, Metazoa, Platyhelminthes, Cestoda, Cyclophyllidea, Mesocestoididae.
AUGGAUGACAUAUUUGGUGUUGAGUUGGAUUCGUUGACAUCUGCAUUCGAUUCUCCCGAAAAGCCGAAAAACUAUGGUGUAAUGUCUUCCACAACGUCUUUGAAGCGUCCGAUCGCUCCGGUUCCAAAUUCCUUCGAAAUCCCGAAGGCACGGAAAUCAAAAUUCAAAUUUCCGAAAAUGAAAACAGUCUCCAUUCCUACUGAAGAGGGGUGCUUACAUGAGGUAGUGCUUCCUCCAGGCUUAGACCACUUCAAGUCCCUAUCCCCCGUGUCUCAGACCCCAGCUAAAACUUACCCUUUCAAACUGGACCCGUUUCAGCGUCAGGCAGUCUUGUGUAUCGAUAACGACCAGUCGGUUCUCGUCUCUGCACACACAUCUGCUGGUAAAACCGUAGUCGCGGAAUAUGCGAUUGCUCUAAGUUUUAAAAAUAAGCAACGGGUCAUUUACACAACACCGAUCAAGGCUUUGAGCAAUCAAAAAUUCCUUGAAUUUUCAGCAGAAUUUAAAGAAGUGGGUUUGAUGACUGGUGAUAUUACCAUCAAUCCAGAAGCAACGCUUCUCAUCAUGACCACCGAAAUUCUCCGGUCGAUGCUUUAUCGGGGUUCCGAGGUUACGAGGGAGUUAGGCUGGGUUAUUUUUGAUGAAAUCCACUACAUGCGGGAGAAGGAACGAGGUGUGGUUUGGGAAGAGUCAAUAAUCCUCCUGCCUGACAGCGUUAAGCAAGUCUUCCUCAGUGCCACCAUACCGAACGCUAGGCAAUUCGCCGAAUGGGUUGUAUUCCUGCAUAAAAAACCCUGUCAUGUUAUCUACACUGACUACCGCCCGACACCUCUCCAACACUACGUUUUUCCUUGUGGCGGGGAUGGCAUUUUCUUGGUUGUCAAUCAGCAGCGUGAAUUUCUUGAGGCUAACUUCAACACUGCCCUAGACGUGGUUCGGGGAGCUGCUGGAAAGGCCAAGGCUGACACAACGAUGCGCGGUCGCAAGGGUGGCUGCAUCAGGUCAACACCUUACUGCUACAAACUCGUUAAACUCGUCAUGGACCAACAUCUUGAACCUCUUAUAGUCUUCUCCUUCAGUAAAAGGGAUUGUGAGUAUUAUGCCUCUCAGCUGUCCAAAAUGGAUUUAAAUGAAGCUCAAGACAAGGCCGCCGUUGACCUCAUAUUCAACAACGCAAUCGAUUCCCUCUCACCAGAGGAUCAAAAACUCCCGCAGGUUCUCUGCAUGCUUCCGAUGUUACGACGAGGUGUUGGUAUACACCACGGCGGUCUGUUGCCCAUUCUCAAGGAACUCGUCGAAAUCCUCUUUGCCGAAGGCUACAUUAAGGCAUGCAGACUUAUUCAUAAAAUGUUCUUUUGCUCAUUAAAGUAUCCGUACUCCCAUAUAGAGGUCCUCUUCGCAACUGAAACCUUCGCCAUGGGCCUUAACAUGCCGGCGCGCACGGUGCUCUUCACGGCAACCCGAAAGUUUGACGGGCAGGACUUUCGCCACAUCUCCUCAGGCGAGUACAUCCAGAUGUCGGGGCGAGCCGGUCGCCGAGGCAAAGACGAGAGGGGCACUGUCAUCCUCAUGAUUGACGACACCGUCACUCCCGAUGCCGCCAAGCAACUGCUUCUUGGCUCCCCUGAUCCGCUCAACUCUGCCUUUACGUUGUCUUACAAUAUGGUGCUCAAUCUGCUCAUUGUGGAGGAUAUUAAUCCGCAAAUUAUGCUUGCCAAGAGCUUCUUUCAAUUCCAAAACUAUGCAUCUAUUCCUGCCUUAGAAGAAAAGAUAGCGCGCCUGGAAUCGGAAUUCAAAAGCAUCAAUCUCCCUGAUGGUAUCGACGUGGAACAGCUCUCAAGCAUAGUCCAGUUAAGAAAAAGUGUUGAAGACCUGCAUCGGGAAAAGUGGCAGCUAUCAAUGAAAUUCAAGCAUGUCGCUCCUUUUAUGCAACCUGGUCGACUUUUGAGGAUUGAAAAUGAUGAUGGCGUCGACUACGGAUGGGUUGUCGUGCUGAACCUUCGCCGCUCCAAACAACACGGCACCCAAGGCUCCGAAACCCCCCUCAUCGACGUUCUUGUUCGUGUUACCGCGGCGAACCUACGUGACGCCGAAAAUCCUGUCAUCCACCCGACACCCCUCCUCUUUACUGUCUUUCAACCAUAUUGCAAUGAUAUUGAAAUGAUCCCAGAGGAGGAAGACGUGAAACCUCCCAAAGUCUCAAAGGACGUUCCUGUCAUGUCUGUCGCCACGAUUGCCAGUGUGCCUCUAACUUGCGUGCGAGACAUAUCCUCCGUCUGUCUUAAUUUCACCUCUCUCGAUGGAGCAAACACCAAGCAACCACUGGCACUCAUUGGGAAGAUAGCAAAGCUUUCGCCACCAAUGCGACUUAACUUCUGGGAGGGUAUCAGUCGAGCCACGGCAAAGCUGGGUGGAUCUCUUCCAUUGCUUCACCCUGUAGAUGAUUUAGGUGUGAAAGAUGCUCGCCUGGUGAAAUGUCUGGAGAACAUUCACUUGAUGGAAGCAAGGCUGAAGCUCAACCCCCUGGCUGACCGCGAGGACCUGGAAUAUCUUAUUCAUACCCAUGGCAAACGAGCCGAGAAAUAUCUGGAGUUGCGCGCUGCCCACGAUGAGUUGAAACGCAAAGAGUCUCUUCUGCAGCUUGAUGAACUUCAUUCGCGCAAACGCGUUCUUCGUCGCCUCGGAUUUUGUACCGAGGACGAUGUUAUUCACCUGAAGGGUCGAAUCGCCUGCGAAAUCUCUACGGGUGAUGAACUUGUGCUAACUGAACUGCUUUUGGAUGGUUUCUUCAGUGACCUCUCUCCCGAGCAGAUAGCAGGGGUUCUGUCUUGUUUUGUCGCGGAGAAAAGCAGUAGUAAGGAACCGCCGAAACUUCAGCCCGACAUGGAAAGUGCUCUCAAAACCAUUCGUUCAAAAGCACGUUACCUGGCCACGGUUGCACAGGAGAGUCGCGUGAACGCUGGCCCAGUGGGUGCAAUUGCCAAGGCCUCAAAUAAAGGUGACAGUAACAUCUUCGCCGAAGGGGGUCGCAGCGCCAUUGACGACUAUGUGGCAAAGUUCGCUGGCGACAUGAUGGAUGUGGUUCGCUCGUGGGCUCAAGGCGUCUCGUUCGCUCAGUUGUGCCAAAUGACCCCGUUGUUUGAGGGGAGCGUGAUUCGAUGCAUGAGACGACUCGAGGAACUCCUCAGACAAAUGCACAAUGCCGUCAAGGUAGCUGGAAACGCUGAGUUGGAGAACAAAUUUCUGAAGGGUGAGCCCAUGCCACUUUUGAUUUGGUAUAGUGAGAAUGUCGCUGAUUGGGCUGGGGGUCGUGCUCUGUGCGGCGAGCUCGGUACCGGGGCGCCUGAAGCCGCCGACGUCCACCGGAGUUUAGGUGAGAGCUGA